Messenger RNA from Aspergillus calidoustus, 1251 nucleotides. The record is from the annotation of a GenBank genome assembly. NCBI's taxonomy places the organism in Eukaryota, Fungi, Ascomycota, Eurotiomycetes, Eurotiales, Aspergillaceae.
AGCAGCCCCCCGAUCGCACUGCAAUCGAGUCUCUGCUUUUGCUGUCUAUCCCAGCAGUUGCACAGAGUCGCCGUCAUGAUCCUCCCCAAGGUCUUCCUCCCCCUCUCUCUAGCCCUAACGGGUGCAUUGUCCGCCACAGUCCCCGAGACGGACUUUGAUGUCAUUGUCGUCGGUGGUGGACCUGCAGGGCUGAGUGCCCUCAGUGGUCUGUCUCGUGUGCGUCGGACAGCUGCGCUCUUUGACUCGCACCAGUACCGUAAUGAUCCGACGCGGGAGAUGCAUGAUGUUAUUGGGAAUGAUGGAACACCCCCGGCCCUCUUCCGCGCCGCCGCCCGCUCCCGAAUCUCCAACUACAGCACCGCAACCUUCAUCGACAACGCCAUAGCAUCCAUCACCCCGCUGGAAAUCGCAGACAGCGCCAACAACUACACGACCCUCUUCCGCGCAACAGACAGCACGGGCACAGCAUACACCGCACGUAAAGUCAUCCUCGCAACAGGGCUCAUCGACGUCCUCCCCUCAACCCCGGGCCUCGUCGAGGGCUUCGGCAAGGGCAUCUUCUGGUGUCCCUGGUGCGACGGGUACGAGCACCGCGACCAGCCCUUUGGGAUACUGGGGUCGCUGGAUCAUAUUGUUUCGAGUUUGCUCGAGGUCACGACGCUGAAUACCGAUAUCAUUGCGUUUGUCAACGGGACGUAUACCGAUGAGACCGUCGGUGUGUUGGAAACUCAGUACCCGGACUGGCGCGCACAGAUCGCAGCGUAUAACGUCCGCAUCGAAAACCGGACCAUCGCAUCCUUCACCCGUCUGCAGGACGGCGGCGAGGUGCAAAACGAAGCGCACGAUCAACAGCUCGAUAUCUUCCGUGUGGACUUCACCGAGGGCGAGCCCGUGAUUCGGAAUGCGUUCCUGACGAAUUUCGGGACGGCGCAGCGCUCGUCUCUACCCUAUGAUCUGGACCUCGUCAUGACGGACGACGGGAAGAUCGACACGAGCAGUUACUCGGGGAUGCGGACGAGUCUGGCGGGCGUCUUUGCAAUCGGGGAUUGUAAUAGUGAUGGGAGCACGAAUGUGCCGCAUGCGAUGUUUAGUGGGAAGCGCGCGGCGGUUUUCGGGCAUGUCGAGCUUGCGCGCGAAGACAUGGCUGCGAAGAUCGCGAAGCGUUCUAUCUCGGCACGGGCAUUGCAGAAGGAGGCUGAGCGGGCGAUCGGGGAUGGGUUGGAGAGGAUUUGGGAGGCGGUUAAGCCUUGA